CGCAGAAAUUAUUUAGGAUUUAUUAACAACAUAAACCCUAUCAGGAUAUUGCGACCUGCUGCUUCUCUAUUUUACUGCUAAGAACUGAGAGUAGAAUUACACUACUUCCAAUUUCUGCACAUGGAGUAGGAUUCGACUUGUAUGAUUUGAUUGCUCGACAUUUCAAGCAACCACCAAAAUCAAAAUCAAGAUGACCAUCCACUCCAUUGUAAUCCAGAAAUUACUCAGCACUAACGCUCAUUUGGGCCGCCGCGUCGCCGCCGAUCACUUCAAGAUCUAUACUUACGGAAUUCGUAACUCGCAGGCCAUAAUCGAUUCUGAUAAAACCCUUAUCUGUCUUCGGAAUGCUGCUAACUUCAUUGCCCAUCUAGCUCGUGACAAGAAGGCCCGGUUUCUAUUCGUCAAUACCAAUCCUCUCUUCGAUGAGAUCGUAGAGCAAAUGACUAAGAAAAUUGGGCUGUAUAGCCCUAGAGAUAACAUUCUGUGGAGAAUGGGCGGUUUUUUGACUAAUAGUUUUAGCCCUAAAAAAUUUAGGUCGAGAAAUAAAAAGGUUUGUUUUGGUCCAAUACAACCGCCGGACUGUGUAGUUGUGUUGGACACAGAGAGGAAAAGUUCGGUGAUUUUGGAGGCUGAUAGGCUUCAGGUUCCAAUUGUGGCUCUGGUAGAUUCCAGUAUGCCAUGGGAGUUCUAUAAGAAGAUUGCGUAUCCUAUUCCUGCCAAUGAUUCAGUUCAAUUUGUGUACUUGUUUUGCAAUAUGAUUACCAAGACAUUCUUGCUCGAGCAGAAGAAGUUGAAAGCAAUGAGAGGAGAUGUCGCUGUGGAAGAGCCCGUUGCUUCUAAGAAAGAAUCCAGGGAGAACGUGAAACAAAUUGAGCAAAGUGAGAGUGAGAGCGAGAGCAAAGUCAGCACUCCAAUUGAAGAACUGCUAGUUGUUCCUUAUCAGAAUUUAACUCCUGCUCCUAAUGACAUUGUGGAAAUUAAGCAGCUUUUGGACAAGCUCGUCGUCGUGAAGUUCAAUGGCAGUUUGGGAACCUCGCUUGGGUUUAGUGGCCCCAAGUCUGCAAUUGAAGUUCGUAAUGGUUUGACUUCUCUUGAUUUAAUUGUUAAUCAAGUUGAGUCUCUCAAUUCCAAGUAUGGGUGCCAUGUACCUUUAGUCCUCAUGAAUGCAACCAAAACACAUGAUGAUACCUUAAAGGUUUUGGGAAAAUAUUCCAAGUCAAGUGUUGAUAUUCACCCGUUUAUCCUGGGUUAUUGUCCUCAACAGGAAUCUCUUGGUGAGCAUAACAGCAAUGAAAAGUCGUAUGCUUCUGAUGAUGCUUCAGCCUUCCUUUCCUUGAUGAAGAGUGGGACUCUUGAUGUGUUAUUAUCACAGGGAAAGGAGUAUGCACAUGUGAUUAGCUCAGAUAAUUAUGCUGCUGCCCUUGAUCCUAAUGUCUUGAAUCAUUUGAUCCAAAACAAGAUUGAAUACUGUAUGGAGGUGACUCCAACUGCAUCAACUUAUAUGAGGAAUAGUAUGGCUAAUCAACGUCAAGGAAGGUUUCAGGUUCAAUGUCACCUUAACUUAAUGGUUCUUUAUCCGUGUAGAUGUGACCAUCUUCGGGAAAUUAUGCAAAAUCCUUCUAAGCAUUUGAUGGAGGAGUUCAAAUUUAUAGAUACGAGAAGCUUGUGGGUGAAUUUGAAAGCCAUCAAAAGGCUUGUUGAUACUAAUGCAUUGAAGAUGGAGAAUCUUUCUAUUUCAAAGUUAUUUGAUCAAGCUGUUGGCAUAAUCGUUCCUCAAUCUCGGUUUGUUCCACUAAAUGCAACAUCGGACUUGCUGCUUCUCCAGUCUGAUCUGUAUUCAUCUUCUGAAGGCACUUUAGUUUGGAAUGCUGCUAGAGAUAACCCUAUAAAUCCAUCUAUUGAAUUAGGACCUGAAUUCGAAAAGGUUAGUGACUACCUAAGUCGCUUCAAAUCCAUCCCUAGUAUAACUGGGCUGGAUGGCUUGAAGGUGAUUGGUGAUGUGUGGUUUGGAGCUGGUGUGACUCUUAAGGGAAGAGUAAGUAUUGUUGCAAAGCCUGGGCAGAAACUGGAAAUUCCUGAUGGAGUGGUACUGGAGAACAAGGAGAUCAAUGAUCCUGCUGACAUUUGAGGAUCCCUUAAACCCAUUUGUUGUUUAUUGAUAGAGUUUUAUGGGCUAAAAUUUUGUAAUAAUAGGCGAAUAUUUUGUUUGUAGGCUCUUCUAUCUCUGUAUUUAAAUUAUGUCACCUGAUCAUUCUUAUUUUUAACUGACAAAAAUAAGGACGAUGGAAUAGAGCAGGAAUCCAAUUGGAAGUGCCCUAUAUACGUGCGCCAUUGUUAAGGCAAUUUAAGGCCUUUAGUUCGCCGAUGAAAAGUGGUUGAAGGUUGAAGCCAUCAACAAGAACAGUAAAAGUCAUUUGAAAUCAUUUUUGUUUGAGCAAAGAUGCAAUGUUUUAACCAUUGUCGAUAUAUUGUUUAAUGGAUUACAAAGCAACAGCUUUCUGCUUCUUCAAA
Manihot esculenta (cassava) is the source of this 2511-nucleotide messenger RNA. RefSeq names its product UTP--glucose-1-phosphate uridylyltransferase. The transcript has 20 exons. The coding region runs from base 191 to 2128 and encodes 645 amino acids. Gene Ontology annotation, molecular function: structural constituent of ribosome; UTP:glucose-1-phosphate uridylyltransferase activity. Gene Ontology annotation, biological process: glycogen metabolic process; translation; UDP-alpha-D-glucose metabolic process. Gene Ontology annotation, cellular component: ribosome; cytoplasm. Lineage: Eukaryota; Viridiplantae; Streptophyta; Magnoliopsida; Malpighiales; Euphorbiaceae. The record is from RefSeq and is a predicted model, not a curated record.